Lineus longissimus is the source of this 2997-nucleotide messenger RNA. Its product is annotated as lachesin-like. Lineage: Eukaryota; Metazoa; Nemertea; Pilidiophora; Heteronemertea; Lineidae. The coding region runs from base 674 to 1831 and encodes 385 amino acids. The record is from RefSeq and is a predicted model, not a curated record. The transcript is spliced from 7 exons. Gene Ontology annotation, cellular component: neuron projection.
ACGGUCCAUUUACGCGCAGGCCAUAGCCGCACAGUGCUCACGGUCACGCACUCCGGGUGCACCACGCAAAGAAGUCGUCACACUUGAACUCGCAGAAGACGUUUUGAUUUUGGAUGGUUUCGUUACAAUUGGAUUAAAGAUCAGUCAGUGAUAAACUUUCAAAUUAAGUGCACCGGAAUAUCCUGUUUUCCACAUUCAACUUUUAUGGCAAAGUGUCAAUGAAUUACUCGUUCCAUAUAUGAUGAAGAAUGAGUUUUUCAAUCGGUUAAACUCACUAUCGAUACAGGUAUGACAGGGUUGGACUAAACAAUUUGACCCCGCAAAGUGUUCAAGAGAGAAAAAAAAUUUUUCAAAAGGAAUUCCACGAGGAGCGAAAAAAAUUCUGGCGAGAUCAAAAAAGACCUAUUAAUUCUUUCUUAGGAAAAAAGGAUCAUGCACACUCUGUUGGGUGAAAUUGUGUCUUGAAUGUCUGUGUCCAUCAUCAUCUGCUUAGAAAAAACCUUUUAAGUUGUUAAAGUGGUUUGAAAACGCUCGCCUUAGCAGGACAUACAUCGCAUUUGGUGUUUUUCCUUUAAGCAAUUAAUGCGAUUUACGCUGAAAACUGAUACAAAAAGUGACGAUUAUAUCUGUGAUUAGUAAAGGCCUACUCUCUUCGAACCGAAUUGAAAUCGAUAUGAUUAAUAGGAUUAAGUAUGCAUGUUACAUUCUCUUUGGAGCGAUGAUUUUUGGAAAUCUCCAGCAAGGUGAUGCCUCCAAGAUCGCUAGCAAGAUCGACACUGAGUCAAAACCAGCGGGUUCUACCGGCAUGCUGAACUGUACCUUGCUGAGCAGGUCUCGGGCUCAGCUCGUUUGGCAAAAACUCGAAAAGGUCAACGGCGUUGAGUCACCCGUCAUGUACUCUAUCGAUGAGAAGAUAGUAAAACGAAACCGGCAGUUAGACAACGGGAAGAUGAAAUAUGAGAUCUUACUGAGCAGGGCUGAGCAAAAGGGUUGGACUUUUACCCUGGUGAUCAGGGCUCUGACGAGUGACGACGCCGGCGAGUAUCGGUGCUUACUGUUGAUCGAUGGGGUCGACCACAACAGAUUUCCUUUCCAAGAUGGACUCCUUGUCGUGCAAUCCCCACCACUACUCGACAAAUCCGUCUCAACAAUGCAGAUUGACGCAAUCGAAGGACGUGACGCCAUACUCCACUGUAAGGCCACCGGGAAUCCGGUUCCAUCAAUUUCCUGGUCACGACCGAACGGAGUGGCGCUGCCUGGCGGUGGACUGACAUUACAUGGUGACACGCUGAGACUCGACAACAUCACGGAAAAACAGACGGGACUCUACCGAUGCAAGGCAGAUAAUAAUGUACGACCGCCCAGCUGGUUAGAUAUCCCGGUCCGUGUUUUCCACCGACCCCAAAUUAACCCCUUCAGGAAAGCUGUUGGACAGGCACCUGAUAAAAAUUACCAGGUGGAGUUGUCCUGUAUCGUAAAAGCCGACCCCAAGCCCGAGCUGUCUUGGUGGCAAGAAGGCACCAAGCGCAUCUUAGAUGACAACAAACACGAGGUUCAGAAGUUUGACUUCCCCACCGGGAUCAUGACCACUAAAGGCAACUACAUGACCAGCAUGAGGAUCAACAAUGUGCAGUCUGGCGACUAUGGCAACUACACAUGCAUGGCAGAAAACAUCUAUGGAAAAAAGGCGACCACCAUUACACUAUUUUACACACCAACAUGCCAGGGUGCCAACUGCCUCUUCGAAUUAAGAAGCAACAGUGGAGUCCAGAUUCAAGGAUCUUACCUCUUGAUUAUCGCAUGGGCGGCAAUGGUUUACCUAAAGUUUUAAUGAGUCGUGCUGAACCUAUCAUAACAUUUAUAUGAGGAUGAAGCAUAGUAGUACAUUCACAUUUUGCGAGAGCGCCAGUUAUCAUGUCACUGCAGCAGUACUCUCUGAAGAUAUUGGAGCAAAUAAUGUGGAUGGUGAAAAUGGCACACUAUUACAAGCCAGAGCUUGUAGUGAACUUCUCUUCAGCUCACUGAUCAGUAGGGUUCAGGUCGUAUCAACCUCUGGGUUGUGGGUUUUUAUCCCGUUCGGACUUAUGUGUUCUCCAAUCUCACAUUUGGGGUACAUCCGGGAACAGUAAUUUAGAGGAUGUUUGUGAUACCAAGUGAUAUAUAUCUUCCGGACACCCAUCCCCACUGUCUGGACAUCGAGUUGUGAGGGCACAACAUCCUGGAUGGUGUCGAGUUGUGAGAGACACACCUUACCUACAGUGGAUUAAUUUGUUGGCCAGUUAUAGUGUAAUUUAUGACACUUACAGUUUCUCGGACUUAAGUAGGCGUGGAAGGACGUUCAAAAAUUAAGAGACAAAGUAAUUAACAUAAGUAGUAUUGAUAACAGGAUAAAAAACCAAGUUGUUGAUAUAGUAGUCGUAUGGUACAAACAUGAUUGUAAUGUUGGCUCAUCAGUUAAAAUACAUGUAGUUGAUAAUGUCAUGGCUAGCUUAGCCACGCACUACCUGGUGUACACUACCAUUGUACGGACCUAGAAUUAUGGUACUCGCAUGAUAGUAUUGGAGAAUUCUUAGUUAAAAUACUAGUUGUUGACUUGAAAUAAUUUCAUGGCGAUGUUAAGCAAACCACAUCACGAACCACAUGACGAAUUCGUCACAAUUGCUCCGAACGAACUCGACGAUGAGUCGCAGCUCUCUACAUAAGACAAUAGAGAAGGACUCCCUCGGGAUCUUUUACCACACUUUGCUCCUCCCAAAAGCAUGUGAUAUGAGAACCCAAGGGAACACUUCAUAUGUUUAUCAAAAGGUGGCUCUCCAGAAGAUUCUGAGGAGACCUCGUCAUCAGUAUAUGACCCUAAUUCCCCAGGAAAAAGGAUGUGCGCAUAGUUACUUUGAAUCAUAAAGAACAUCUAGUAGAUCAUGGUGAAAUACACCAACCCUUAUGUACAUUAAUCACAGGAAAUCCUUGAUAAUUGUAGCCUGAAACGGUAAUAAAAAA